This is a messenger RNA of Striga asiatica, 3162 nucleotides long. The record is from the annotation of a GenBank genome assembly. NCBI's taxonomy places the organism in Eukaryota, Viridiplantae, Streptophyta, Magnoliopsida, Lamiales, Orobanchaceae.
AUGCAAUUUUGCCUAAUCAUCCCUAAUCUUGCUGUAUCACCAAAAAAACCAAUUCAUGGCCUUCUGAUCCAUGAACAACAGGCCCACUAUUUGUCCAGGUCCAUACGUCUCCAGCUCGAGGCCUUCUUCUCAUUUGUCCUGUUUCGGGCCGCAAGCCCAGGGAGCCCGCUUCAGCUCCAAGAGGUAGCCGUCGAGGGCAUCAUAAACUUCUGCCGCCAGCCGACAUUUAUCGUCGAGGCCUACGCAAAUUACGAUUGCGACCCCACCUUCCGGAAUGUUUUCGAAGAAACGGGCAAGCUCCUCUGCAAGUACGCCUUCCCCACGGGCGGCCACCUCACGAGCAUCCAGACUCAGGCCUUCGAGGGCCUCACCGUAAUUUUCCAGUACAUAGCCGAUAACAUCGACAAGGAAGACGACCAGACGCCAUCCGGCCCUUACCCGGUCGAAAUCCCUGCUUACCGACCUUACUGGGCCGAAAGGCCCAGAACGAACGAUCACGAGGCAUGGGUCGAUUACGUUCGGGUCCGCAAGGUGCAGAAAAGAAAGAUACUAAUAGCCGGCAGCCAUUUCAACAGAGACGACAAAAAGGGGCUCGAGUACUUGAAAGUCUCGCGUUUAAUAUCCGACCCGCCAGACCCGAAAGCAUACGCCUUCUUCUUCAGGUACACCCCAAGGCUCGACAAGACCAUGAUCGGGGACUACCUGGGUGACCCGGACGAGUUCCACCUCCGAGUCCUCAAGGAGUUCACCGACACGUUCGAGUUCACGGGCAUGGUCCUCGACACAGCCCUCCGAACCUACCUCGAGAGCUUCCGACUCCCCGGGGAGUCACAGAAGAUACAGCGCAUCCUCGAAGCCUUCUCGGAGAGAUUCUACGACCAGCAGUCGUCCGACAUGUUCGCCAGCAAGGACGCGGUAAUGAUCCUCUGCUACUCGAUCAUCAUGCUCAACACGGACCAGCACAACCCUCAAGUCAAGAAGAAGAUGACCGAGGAGGACUUCAUCCGAAACAACCGAUCCAUCAACGGGGGGAGCGACCUCCCGCGCGAGUACCUCUCCGAGCUCUUCCACUCGAUCGCCACGAACGCAAUCAGCCUUGACCAGUCAUCGUCGGGCCAGCCAGCGGCCGAGAUGAGCCCGAGCAGGUGGGUCCAGCUCGUGAACCGGGCCAAGGCCGCGCAGCCGUUCGCCGCGUGCGAGUUCGACCGGCGGCUCGGCCGGGACAUGUUUGCGGCCGUCGCGGGGCCCGCGGUGGCGACGGUGGCGGCGGCCUUCGAGCACUCGGACGACGAGGAGAUGCUGCACGGCUGCGUCGAGGCGCUGUUCUCGAUCGCCCGCGUGGCGCAGUACGGGCUCGAGGACGUCCUCGACGAGCUACUCGGCUCGUUCUGCAAGUUCACCACACUGCUCAACCCGUACGCGUCGGCCGAGGAGACGCUCUACGCGUUCAGCCACGACAUGAAGCCGAAGAUGGCCAUCCUCGCAGUCUUCACCAUCGCCAACAUGUUCAAGGACUCGAUCAGGGGCGGAUGGAGGACGAUCAUCGACUGUCUGCUGAAGCUCAAGAGGCUCAAACUUCUCCCGCAGUCCGUCGUCGAGCCGGAAAACGCGCCGAACUCGCCCAUGCCAGAGCUGAAGGACGCGAGGCUCGGAAACAAGCGGCGAGGCUCGGGAAUAAUGGCGAGGUUUCUGAAUUUCAUGUCGAUGGAGAGCGUGGAGGAGGCCUUGAACCUCGGGAUGGGCGAGUUCGAGCAGAAUAUGACUAUAAUACAACAGUGUCGAAUCGGGAGCAUCUUCAGCACGAGCUCGACGCUUCCUAUAGACUCUCUGCUCAACCUUGGCCGUUGCCUAAUAUUCGCGGCCGCCGGCAAGGGGCAGAAGUUCAGCACGCCAAUCGAGGAAGACGAGACUGUCGGAUUCUGCUGGGAGCUGAUCAGUCUACUGUCGUGCGCCAACGCACACCGGUUCCCAGCCUUCUGGCCCAAUUACCACGACUAUCUCCUCGAGGUAGCCCAGUUCCCGCUCUUCUCACCAAUCCCGUUUUCCGAGAAGGCCAUCGUCCAUCUCUUACGUACAUGCAUAAGCCUCCUUGCAUCUAACCGCCUCGAAGGCUCGGAAGAGCUCAUCUUCAAGUCGGUGAACCUAAUGUGGAGGAUGGAGAAGGAAGUGCUCGACACGUGCUGCGAACCACUCAUCCAGUCGGCCGCUCGAAUUAUUUCCGACUAUCCGGGGAGACUACAGACGCCACUCGGCUGGAUGUCGACACUCCACCUUCUUUCAGCCACGGGCCGCCACCCCGAGACAUACGAAAGAGGAGUCGAGGCACUAAUCAGCCUCAUGUCGAGCGGGACCCACAUCACGCGCGCGAACUACUCGUACAUAAUCGACUGCGCGUUCGCGUUCGUCGCCCUCCGAAACAGCAGAGUCGACCGAAACCUUCGGAUUAUGGACUUGCUGGCCGACUCGGCCCGCCAGCUCGUCGACUGGUACAAGGCCGGGUACUCGGACCCCGGAAGCUUCUCGAGCACUUCCUCGAGCAAUGCCUCGGUCGAGGAAGGCGCGCGGAUUUACAACCCGGUCAGCCUUUUCCAGCGACUCGGUGAGUCACUCAAGAAAACGAGCCUGGCUCGGAGGGAAGAAGUUCGGAACCAUGCAGUAGUCUCUCUCCAGAAGAGCUUUAUCCUGGCAGAGGAGCUUUUGUUCACGCCCACAAACUGCAUAAACUCGUUCUACAACAUAAUAUUCGCGAUGGUGGACGAUCUUCACGAGAAGAUGGUGCAGUAUUCGAGGAGAGAGAAUGCGGAGAGGGAGACGAGGAGUAUGGAGGGUACGCUGAGGCUGUCGAUGGAGGUUUUGACGGACGUGUAUUUGCAUUUUCUGAAGCCGAUUUCGGAGAGUCCUAACUUUAGGACUUUCUGGCUGGGGAUAUUGAGGAGGAUGGACACGUGCAUGAAGGCGGAUCUUGGGGAGUAUGGAGAGUUGAAGAUGACGGAAGUUGUCCCGGAUUUGCUGACGAGGAUUGUGAAGAGUAUGAAGGAGAAAGGGAUUUUGACGAUGGACGGUGAAGAUGAUCUGUGGGACACGACUUAUUAUCAGAUACAGUGGAUUGCGCCAGCUCUCACGGACGAGCUUUUUCCUGAGGGGCAGAAGAAUGAGGGUUAG